Closterium sp. NIES-67 is the source of this 1373-nucleotide messenger RNA. The record is from the annotation of a GenBank genome assembly. Lineage: Eukaryota; Viridiplantae; Streptophyta; Zygnematophyceae; Desmidiales; Closteriaceae.
ACUCCUCUCUCUCACGCAUAAUCUAAGCCCCCAUCAGCUUAGACAUAAACUCGUUUUACGCACCCGCGGAAAUGGAGGGAACCUCGGGAACAUCGGGUCCAGCUACUGGCGGAGCUUGUACUGGCGGAGCUCCCACUGGCGGAGCUCCUACAGGCGAAGCUCCUACCCGCGGAGCUCCUACUCGCGGAGCUCCUGUCAGCGGAGGCGGAGCCCCUGUGGGCGGAGGCGGAGCUACGUUUCUCCCGCGCCUGACCACUACCUCGGCCCACGGCGAAGGCACCUCCGCUGAGCCGGCGGGGACUGGAACUCCUCAGCAGCAGAACCCCGUCACGACGACUACUGGUACUACUUCAUUCACCCCUGCUACUCCUACCAGGGCCACGGGAGGCCCCAACUCGAACGCGGGAGGCCCCAACUCGAACGCGGGAGGCCCCCACUCGAACGCGGGAGCCCCCAACGCGAACGCGGGAGCCCCCAUCGCGAACGCAGGAGGCCCUAACGCGAACGCAGGAGGCCCCAACGCGAAUGCGGGAGCCCCCAACGUGAACGCGGGAGCCCCCAACGCGAACGUUGACGCGGACGCGGAUCACGAAUACGAAUCGUGUUUGGAGCAGCGCGAGCAGCUGCAGUGCGCGGCUGAGGCCGCGUCGUCAUGGGCGACCAUGUCGUCUCUCGCCGCCACCUACGCGUCCUGCACGGCGUUCGUCGCCGUGGUCGCCGCGCUCGGCGCAACUGCCGCCCUCACGCUGUCCAGCGCGGAAGCCGCGGAGACUCCGCGCAAGGAGACGUUCAGCGCGCUUGCGUGCGCCAUCUCUGCCACGACCAGUACGAUGAUCGUGGCGGCGGCGGCGUCCGCGACGUCGACCGUCGCGAGCACGGGCGCGCACGCGUCGAGUGGUCUGACGGAACGACUGGUUUCGAUGGCCAAGGCGCAGCAGCGACGUGUGGACGCGGCGGCGAGGAGGAGGGAGCGAGAAGAGAGGAGGGCGCGUGACGAAAGGAGGCCACGCGAAGAGUAAACGAGUUCUGUCGAAGCACCGUUAGAUGGACUAACUGAGUCUGUCCCGUCCUGCACGCGAAUGAUAUGCUCUCCUGUCCUGGCAGGUUCCGUUAACGAAGGAAGGGGUCACAUGUAAGAUUAGUAUAGCUCAACACCUCGUAUUCGCUCGUGGGAAAGAAUGUAGUUAACAGAUCCGUAACCGCCAUGAAGUUGUGGUUGAAGCAUUUGACUGUGUAGCUCGACUAAAGCUGUGCCUUGGUAGUUGUUUCUUGCUAGCUGUUCCUCUGUGGCUGUUUCUCGGUAGCUGAAUUUGUGCUAGCUAGUUUCUCAGUGCUUGCUUUGUAAUUAACACGUAUAAAAACCAUUCCAUAUU